CUCCUCGCUCCUCGUCUGCCUUGCGUAGGUACGCGAAAAUACGGCCCAACGCUCGUUCUGGGCUCAGCGCUUCUCUUCGUCUGUAUGUACACGUACGUAUGGAGGUAGGGAGAUGGGUAGGUAUGUAUGCACAUUAUAUCCUACACAGCACUGCACACGUCGUAUAGUAGUAGCCGGUGCUCCUCCUGCCUACCCGUCUCAUCUCCGUGCAAUCCCACACAUCACCGACAAGCUAGUCGAAGCCUCUCCUUUCUCCACGUACCUAUAUCUCUCCCAUACACCAAGCCCCGACACUCACCGGUGUCGCGGCUCCCAUCCCUCCCCCCCCUUUCUCCCCUGCGAGUUUGCCGGAGCCAGAAGAGAGAGAGAAGGUCCCUCGCCAAUCAUCAUCACCCACCCACCAGGUCGCACAGACUGGCGAGUUGCCCGUGGGCGCGCUACCCUACCGCACCAUCUCCGUCUGCACGUGUGUGUAUGGGAUGUAGGUAGUUACUUUCCUCGAUACCUAAAGUCCCUCGACGGCCCUACCAUAUACCUACACAGACGAGCUGUACCCAGUCUCUCUCAGGCGUCUGCUCUCCUCCUUCGGGAGCCACCUGUCGCAUGCAUAACCUUCGCUAAAGACGGUCCCGUCCUGUCCGCCCGCCGGGAAGCAGAGGAGGGACAAAAGCAAGGCAUCAGUGCGUUGUGCCGAUGUCUGUGGAUGUGUGUAUGUGUGUAUAUGUAUGUACGUACGUAUGCACAUAACAAAUGUAAUAGACCGUGGUCUCCUCUCCCUCUCCCUCUUCUCGCCCCGACUCUGCUCCAUCGACGGUCAUGCCCGUCGUCUCCCCCCCCCCCCGGUAUUUAACAUUACAUUAUGUACAUGUCAUGUAGGAGAGAGGUGGUCGCAUCGCACGCACCGAUGCCACGCAUAUAGCGUGCAGGUACUAUUAUUAUUAUUGCUGUCAUUCUUAUUGGCGUCAUUAAAGCCAGCUCCUCUCUGGCCUCGACCACGACGACAUAUUCUCCCCCCCUCCUACCCUCUCUCUCUCUCUCUCUCUACCUGUGUGUGCGAGUGCGCGCGGAAGCUCGCUGCUGUCGUUGGGCCUGGAAAGUCGACGUGCCUGAUUAGGGGGGAGGAGACGAAUACGUGACCCCUAUACCUGCCCUAUUACCUACUCCCCUACCUACCUACCUACUGCUGCUGCUACCCUUACUUCGUAUCGUGAAUAUUUUCUUCUCUAAACCCUCCCCGGGCAAGUUUGUUAUACGCCUAAGGUCGCUUUCCGCAAAUACACAGCUAGAAACCUCCGAGAUCUUUUUUUCACUUUCGACCUUUUUUUAUUAUUUUAAUUUACAUUCGGGGAGGGCUUGUCAGCGCAUGUCACUCUAUCCUGUCAUCCCAACUCGAAUACGCCUACGGCCCCCUCCCCUCUCCGUAACGUGGU
Durotheca rogersii is the source of this 1430-nucleotide messenger RNA. RefSeq lists its product as uncharacterized. NCBI's taxonomy places the organism in Eukaryota, Fungi, Ascomycota, Sordariomycetes, Xylariales, Xylariaceae. The transcript has a single exon. The coding region runs from base 113 to 850 and encodes 245 amino acids. The record is from RefSeq and is a predicted model, not a curated record.